Molecule: messenger RNA, 11255 nt
Organism: Gallus gallus (chicken)
Lineage: Eukaryota; Metazoa; Chordata; Aves; Galliformes; Phasianidae
Gene: CHRM2
Product: cholinergic receptor muscarinic 2
Exons: 3
Coding region: 300-1700 (466 amino acids)
Biological process (GO): regulation of heart contraction; adenylate cyclase-activating adrenergic receptor signaling pathway
Cellular component (GO): plasma membrane
Molecular function (GO): G protein-coupled acetylcholine receptor activity
Source: RefSeq, a predicted model, not a curated record
GCGCGCAGCUCGCAUGCCUCUGCCGCCAGAGCCGGGGCCACUCCGCAGCCGCCGCUCGCAGAGAGCCGCUUGCCGCGGGAUGGGAUGCAACUUCUGGUGAUUGGAUCACAGGAAAGCUAUAGUAGCUAACAUAAUUUGCAAGGCAGAACUAUCAGCUUCCUCACAGCAGGAGGGCUUCGUGCAAAGGGAAAUCAGUGGGAAAGGCACUCCUCUGCUUUGCUUCCAUUCAGAAGAACACAGUAAAAUCCUAUUCCUAUCAGGCUUAAGUGAUAAUUGAGUAUCUUGUUAGCAGCACAGAAAUGAAUAACUCAACGUACAUAAACUCUUCCUCUGAAAAUGUAAUAGCUCUGGAGAGCCCCUAUAAAACUAUUGAGGUGGUCUUCAUCGUCUUGGUGGCAGGGUCUCUCAGCUUAGUUACCAUAAUUGGGAACAUCCUGGUCAUGGUGUCAAUCAAAGUCAACAGGCACCUGCAGACUGUCAACAACUAUUUCCUGUUCAGCUUGGCCUGUGCUGAUUUGAUCAUAGGCAUCUUUUCCAUGAACCUAUAUACCCUCUACACUGUGAUAGGCUACUGGCCCUUGGGGCCUGUGGUAUGUGACCUCUGGCUGGCGCUUGAUUAUGUGGUCAGCAACGCCUCUGUGAUGAACCUCCUUAUCAUCAGCUUUGACAGAUACUUUUGUGUCACCAAGCCUCUGACAUACCCUGUAAAGCGGACCACUAAGAUGGCAGGCAUGAUGAUUGCAGCUGCAUGGGUUCUCUCCUUCAUCCUGUGGGCCCCUGCAAUUCUCUUCUGGCAGUUCAUUGUAGGCGGAAGGACUGUUCCCGACAAGGAUUGCUACAUCCAGUUUUUUUCCAAUCCUGCUGUCACUUUUGGCACUGCCAUUGCAGCUUUCUAUUUACCUGUUAUAAUCAUGACUGUUCUUUACUGGCAAAUCUCUCGAGCCAGCAAGAGUCGGAUAAAGAAAGGGAAAAAGGAAGCUGCCCAAAACCAGGAUCCAGUUUCCCCCAGCCUUGUCCAAGGUAAAAUAGUGAAACCAAACAACAACAACAUCCCAACUAGUUCAGAUGGGCUGGAACAUAACAAAGUUCAGAAUGGAAAAACCACUGGAGAGAGUGUGAUGGAAAACUGUGUGCAAGGGGAGGAGAAGGACAGCUCCAAUGACUCCACCUCAGUGAGUGUGGUUCCUUCCAAUACAAAAGAGGAUGAAGCUGCCAAAGAUGCCAGCCAGAUUUCUGCCUCUCAAGACCAUCUCAAAGUAGAGAACUCCAAGCUGACAUGCAUCAGGAUAGUUACCAAGUCCCAGAAGGGUGACUGCUGUGCUCCCACCAACACUACAGUGGAGAUUGUAGGCACCAAUGGGGAUGAGAAGCAGAACAGUGUAGCCCGGAAAAUAGUCAAGAUGACGAAGCAGCCAGCCAAAAAGAAACCACCACCUUCUAGAGAGAAAAAAGUGACAAGGACCAUUCUAGCCAUCCUCCUAGCCUUCAUCAUCACCUGGACCCCAUACAAUGUUAUGGUGCUCAUCAACAGCUUCUGUGCAUCCUGCAUCCCUGGUACUGUAUGGACCAUAGGUUAUUGGCUCUGUUACAUCAACAGCACCAUCAACCCUGCUUGUUAUGCGCUCUGCAAUGCCACAUUCAAGAAGACCUUUAAGCACCUUCUUAUGUGCCAUUACAAGAAUAUUGGAGCAACAAGGUAAAUAAAUAAAUAAAUUAUAAUAAUAAUAAAAUAAUGGAAAACAUGAAGAAGUUCCAAACUAAAUUAUAAAACAAAGAAACAAACAAUGCCAUAGCACUUUAUGCUCUAUUAUGGAAUGUGCAAUCAAAGACAUUAGAGGAAAUGCUGAGAUGGAGCAUCAAUUCCACCCCUGAGAACUACACUAAAUAUCUUUUUUUUAUUAUUAUUUUAAUCACUGACAAUAAAUCUUGAGGACAUGCGUAAGUUCUGAGGAGUUAUUCAAGUAUUUGGACUGGAUGCACAGUUCCUUACUUUCUGAGAGUAUUCUGAAGAAGGGCUUUAGAAUCUUUGUUUGUUGUGGGUUUUUUGUCACUAUAUCUAUUUUUUUUUUCUCUGUGUGUUUAAGAUGUCUUCAUCUAGGGGAAAAAAAUAAGGGAACUCUAAAAAUAAUGAUGUGGAAGAGACAUAGGGGCUAGAAAGAACUUUAUAGAAUCCAAAUCAUAGCAGAUUUCCAAAGCUCAAGGUUGUCUAAAGCUUUUUGUUUGUGUCAUGUGAGAAACGUAAUGUUAUGUAAAACAUGAUGAAAUGUUUUAUUAUUUUAUGUCUUUUAUAACACUUUCAUUUCCAAAACUGCAUCAUUUAUGAAAGUGUAUUUUUGCUUGACAUGUAACCAUUGCCUAACAUGUAUCAGUCUAAGUUCUCCACUUAUCCCUUUCUAGGGGCUUUUUUCCCAUGAUCCCCCCAAUUAGACAAAAUAAAAGUGAAAAAAAAGAUAGCCUUUCCAGCUUGCUACAUCCCAGAUUUGUUUCAGCAUUCAUGCAAGCCAAAGCUUUUGAGAGAAUUUUGUGUACUUUGCUUGUCAUAUAAAAUCCACCCAUGAAUUUGUUUUUUACUUCCACCCACCUUUUCUUCCCUUUUGUACCUUAGCUUUCUAAGGCACACGGACUGAAUAUCAAAAGGAGUUGUAAAUUCAGAGGUCUCAUCAAAUCAGCCACCAUGGUGGCCAAAUGAAGAGCCUUAGCUGAAAAUUAGAAAUGAGCUCAUUGCCAGGAAAAUAGAGGUUACAUCCUUUUAAAGUUAGAUAUACAGAUGAAGAAAUAUGCUGAGCCACCACAGAAGAAAUAGUUAAUAUUAAAUGACUAUGCUCUUAAUCAGACAAAAUUCUCAAUUUACUAAUUGAGGAAAAGAAUGGGAGAAACUGAUGUGCCCACAUAGAUCAUGCUCUGUCUAAGCCCUUAGUGUGAAACAAGGGUCCUACCUAGAUGCAUCUUUGACAAGAUCUUUACUUUCUGGAAAAGAUUUUCACUACUUUUUGUUCUGUGCUUGAUAGGAGCAAUAUUUUCACUGUACGCCAAGAGAUAACACUAAUAAAAAGGCUGAGAUGAAAACAGUGAUUACUCAAAACCAGAUACCAAAAUAGUCUAGACUGGGGGCUGGCAAGGCUCAAAGUUGAGUUAUUUUCUGCUACUCUGUACCAGCUCAAAUCCAUAUUAUUUCUUCCUGGCAAAGAAUUACUAUUUCAGUAUUUCAUAUUUAUUGUAGCACAACUGAGCACGGUGUGGAUAGAACAAAGACUAUCAGAUUACUGAAAACUGAAAUUGUCUGUGAAGUUUGUGUAUUACAGUUACCUCCUUCCCCAUAAUUCUAACAGGAGGUAAACCUACACAUUUUAUUACCAAAAAGCAGUUUGCUGCACAGUCUCUCGAGGGACUGUUUUCUGGAAUGAAAGUCACCUAUCAAAUGGGGCACUAAACCAUUCUAUUAUUUUGUGUUACCAUAUUAGAGUCUUCCAAAAUGCACUUCAAAAUAAAAGCUUUCAAAAUUAAAUAUGCAGACUUAAGCUUUAAAUUUGACAAGCUUAUUGGAGAAGAAUGUCAAAGCACUUUAGUAAUAUGAUAAUUUUCAUGUUUCAAGGUACAAGUUUCAGGAAGAAAGGGAAAAUGAGGAGGAUUAAACUGCAGUAAAUGAAGGCCACAUUAAAUUUAGGAUGAGUAUGUCUUACUAUGCAUUCAUUGAUUUUACACCUCUAGUGAUUUCAUCCUGAUACAUCUAAGUGUCUCCAUGUAGCCAAGAAUCUAACUUGGCAAACCCCACUCACAUGGAAUCAUAUUUACUACCACAGGUUUCAUCUUUCUGCUGAUAAGAAACAGUUACUCACUACUAAGUCUUGCAAAACUGAGUCUUUCAAAGCUACAUCCAUUAGUCUUAUCUUGACAGGUCAGGGGAGAGAGUUACAUGAUCAUUUCUAUAUAAUUCAUUCUCCUAGAGUGCUAAAAAUAAAUUCAGGUAAAAAAAAAAAUUAAAAAUAAAAUGUUUUUUCUAAAUCUUACUUCUUUAGAAAAGAUGGAUAAAAGAAACACAUCUGCUCCUUUCAACCUAUAUUUUAGGUAUCAAUAGUACAGACAUCCAAAAUGGGAAUGAAUGUAUACCAGAUGAUUGGUGUCUUGCCAUUGUGAUGUUUGUCUACAAGAAGGGCUGGAAGGAGGGUCUGGGGAAUAGAGGCCUGUCAGCCUGACCUCAGUGUCACAGGAGGUCAUGCAGCAGAUCAUCUUGAGUGCAAUCGUGACAUGUAGAACAACCAGGGAAUCAGACCUAGUCAUCAUGGGUUCAUGAAAAGCAGCUCCUGUUUGACCAACCUCAUCUCUAUCUAUGACCAGGUGAUCCAUCUGGUGGAUUAAGGAAAGACUGUGGAAUAAGUCUGCCUAGACUUCAGCAAAGCCUUUGACUCUAUCUCUGCGGUAUUGUCCUGCAGUAGCUGGCAGACCAUGGUUUGGAUAGGUGUAAUCUUCACUGGGUAAAAAACUGUCUGGAUGGCCUGGGCUAGAGUGGUGGUGAAUGGAGUUAAAUCCAUUUGGCAACCAGUCACUAGUGGUAUUCUUCAGGGGUUAGUAUUGGGCCUAUUCUGUUUAGUAACUUUAUUGAUGAUCUGGAUGGGGGAACUAAGUGCACCCUCAGUGAGUUUUGAGAUAAUGCCAUGUUGGGAGGAAGUUUUGAUCUGCCCAAGGAUAGGAAGACCCUACAGAGGGAUCAAGUCAGGCUGGAUCUCUGAACUGAGACCGACAGGAUGAGCUCCAACAAGACCAGGUGCCAGGAUAUGCUCUUUGAUCAGAACAAUCCCAUGCAAUGCUACAGGCUUGGGGCAGAUUGGUUGGCAAGCUGCGCAGACAAAAAAGAUACAGGGAUAUUAGUCAACAGCCAGCUGAACAUGAACAAGUAGUCUGCACAGGUGGCCAAGAAGUCCAAUGGUAUCCUGGCUUAUAUGAGAAAUAGUGUACUAACAAGGUGAUCAUCCCCCUGUACUUGGCACUGGUGAGGCCGCACCUCAAGUACUCUGUUUAGUUUUGGGUCUCUCACUACAAGAAAGACAUCAAGGCCCUGGAGCAUGUCCAGAGAAGCUGAAAGCUGGUAACAAAGCUGGUAAAGGAUCUGGAACAGAAGUCUUAAAAGAAGUAGCUGAGAAAACUGACAUUUUUUAGUCUGGAGAAGAGAAGGACCCAGGGAGACCUAAUCACUCUCUACAAUGACCUGAAAGUGCGUUGUGGUGAGAUGGGGAUUGACCUCUUCUCCUGAGCAACAGUGAUAGGAUGAGACAUAAUGGCCUUAAUUUGUGCCAGGAGAACAUUAGGAAUGAUUUCUUCUCCAGAAAUGUGGUGGUGAUGGAACAGGCUGCCCAGGGAGGUGAUGGAGUCCUCAUCCCUGGAAGUUUUCAAGAAAGGAGUAGAUGUGGCACUGAGGGACAAGAUUCAGUGGGUAUGGUGGUGAAAGGAUGACAGUUGGACUAGAUGAUUUUGUAGGUCUGUUACAACCUUAAUGAUUCUAUGAAUAUUUGAUCUUUUAGCUUCAAUUUUCAAGCAAUUAUGCAAAUGCUUUAUUCCAGGCAUGUCUAACCCACUGGCCACAUGAUCCCCAGGAGAGCUCAUACUGCAGCCUGCCCCCUGCCCCACACUAUCAUGAUGGUGGCACUUCCCUUCUGAGUGGUCCAGCCAAGAUCUGGGCACACAUCCAUCACUUAGCGAAAAACAAAUAUCAGUGUGCUAUUAAUGCUGUCUCAGCUGAGCCCAGGUCAAGGGGAAGGCACAGUACAAUGCUAACUCAAGAUAUGGCAAAUAAUUUUAUACAUUUUUGAUACUUUGGCUGAACACAGUCUUUUGAACAACGAAAAACAGGCAUCCUUGAUUUCUGUCUUGAUAAUGGAAUUUGAGAACAGGUUUCAAGACUGAAGAGAAUAUUAUCAAUUUUUGUGUAUAUUUGUGACUCCAUUUUCAAUCGACAAAUACAUUACCUACAAAUUUUCAAAUAGAAUGCAUAGAGUUGCAAUCAGAUAUUGAACUUAAAAAUUUGAUUAUGUUUUUUCACUAGAGUUUUGUAAGACCUAUCUUACCAGAGAAAAUUAUCCCUCACUUCACAACCACACCUUAUAUAGUAGUAGUAUGCAUUUUUGGCAGUAUAUACAUUUGUGAGCAACUAUUCUCAAGGAUGAAGUGCAAGAGGAGCAAAAUUUCAUCAAAAAAUAACUGAUGAGCACCUUGAAAACUCAGUAAGAAUUGCAAACACUUCCAUCAAACCAGACAUUGAUGCAUUAAUUUCACAAAAACAAGGUCAAAUGCCCCACUAGUUUUAUGCUUGUUUCUCUUUUUUUUUUUUUUUUUGUUUCAGUAAAAAAGAAAAUAUAUGUUACAAAAAAAAAAAAAAAACUAAUUUUUGUUACCUACUUACAUUAACCAUAUUACAUAUUUUACAUGCAGCCCAAGAUAAUUCCUCUUCAUUCAGGUCCAGGAAAGACAAAAGGUUGGGCACCCAUGCUUUAUUCUGUUCUUUGAAGCUGUUGUUUGCUUAUAAACUAUGAGUUCCUCCAAUAGCUAAGGACAUUCCUAUAGCUUAAGAAGUGUAAGUAUUGAUUACAAGUAUACUUUUUCAUUAUGAGAUUUCAUAACAGUCAACGUACCUUAAGGAAAGAAUUUAUUCUGGGGACAGUACUCAUGAAGCAAAUACAAAAAAAAAAAAAAAAAAAAAAAAGGCAACCUUGUUUAAAGUUUUCUAGAACUCUCCCCUUAAGUCACCUCCACUUUUCAUCCUAAAAGACAAAAUUAUUUUUGGUGUGCUGCUGCAUAUUUAAGGGACUUGCAAGAAACAUAAUCCUGUGUGUUUCCAUCUUGUUCCAUAUAUAUCUAUGUUCACAGCUGUUAAAAUGGGUGAAAAAGCACACCUAUGUACGUACACACAGAACACAAAGACGCACACCAGUAUGGCUUAUAUACAUGGAAAAUAAUCAUCUAACAUUCAAGAUGUUGUAUGGGAUUGUGUCUAUGUUGUGCUUGCUGGCAGCUGGUGGGAGUUGCAGAGACAGUCUUUACUGAUGACACUGUCUGUCCUGGCCUGGAAGUACAGAGGAUGGCAGAGCCUGCCCUGAGACCCUGGGAACAUCUCAGGUUUCUGGAUCAGUAAGACAAAACACAGUAUAAUCUUUCAGGGCCACAUAAUUGUUCUUUUGAACAACUCUCAAGUUCUCAUUUCUUUGCUUUGUGUUCCAAACCACAUUUACCAGGUUUCAUUCUCCUUCUGAAAGAUAGUUCUGCAAGAUGUAGAUGUUGAUCUUGAAAAGCAACUCACCGUGGAUACCUCUUCCGGCUUCCCUGGCUGUCACCUGCAUCCCAUGCAUCCCAUGGCCCCUGAUGGCCCUGCUGCUGGUGCUGCCACGUCUUCACACCAGGCUUGGCCAGAGGAUCUCAGCAACUAUUCCAUACAGUAUGCUGCACUAGCCACUUUGGUUUCACACAGAAGUUGAGAAAACUCUGUGGGUGAAUCAUGAAAAAACACCAAAAUCAACAACAACAAACAACAAAUACUGCAAUGAGCACUUCUCAUCUUCUCCUCUUCUUCCUAUUAAUCAUUUCCAGAAGUAGCUAAAACCAAAAAGGCUCAGCCAUUUAGAGUAGCCCUGCUGCAGCAGGACUGUCCCAUUAGCAGCCCAUGGUGGGUGACUCACUCUCUCACAGGCCAUCCUACCUUCACUCUUCAAGGAGAGGACAACAGCUUGGUGAUACAUCAGUCUGACUGGCACAUUCCUGAGUAUUAAAGAUAUCUGUGGUUAUAUAUAUAUGUAUAAAUUAUUUUUAAAAAAUUAAGAAGAGAAAGAAAGAAUCUGAAGCAAUAUUCAGAACUCUGUUUUACAAUUAGUACAAAAUCAGAGGAAAACUUGUCAGUCUUAUGUUUGAAAUUUUCAUUUGAUGUAUCAGAAAUCAUGAGGGUUGAUUUGGAGACGGAAAUGUUUGAACACUGCCUGAUGAAAAAUAGACCAAAAUCAACCAACACAUAACGUGAGUCAAAUUUCCUUCCUUCCUUCCUUCCUUCCUUCCUUCCUUCCUUCCUUCCUUCCUUCCUUCCUUCCUUCCUUCCUUCCUUCCUUCCUUCCUUCCUUCCUUCCUUCCUUCCUUCCUUCCUUCCUUCCUUCCUUCCUUCCUUCCUUCCUUCCUUCCUUCCUUUUCUUUCUUCAGCCUCACAAAUGCUCAUGGGUUCGAAUGGACUCCGGGGAUGAGUUGUGUGACAUCUACAAAGUGUGAAGGAGUCAAAAGCAACAGCUAAAUGCAGCAGGCCUCUGUUUUAUGGUUGUCCCCUCAUUUUUGAGACCUCAGGGCGUACCAAUUGCUGCCAGCCAUCCCAGCUGUAAGAGAGGCAGGAGAUGCACCCUAUUUUUUGUUUGUUCGUUUCAUCUCCUCAUGGAUUUGAAUGUUUUCUUUGUCUGCUCUUCAGGGGGGCUUGCCAGUAAACUCACUAGCUCCUUCCCUAGAACUUAUUAAUUUUACCCCUGCUCUUCAUUCCUGCUCACAGAGCACCUGAUAUCUCCAGUGCUAAUGUGGUACAAUUAAAAUUCUUCACCUCAGUUAUAAGCACUUUGCCUUGCCACUUCUGUUACCCAGAACAACUGCUGUUACUGGCUCUGCAGGACCAAGUUGCUAAAACAUCCUUACAGACAGAGCUUCCUGUAUGAAGUCAAACUUAGGAAAGAAAACAAGAACAGGAAAACAAGCUCUGGGCCUUUGGGUGCAGGUGUUUACUGACAGGAAGUGGGAUCAGACUCCAGUAGCCUUCAAUAUUUUUAAAGCCCUCCUCUUGGUUGUCUCUGUACUCACAGAUGCCAGCAAGGCAAAUGGUAGAAAUUGAGCAGCUAAAAAGAGGUAGGCCUUUUCCCCUCUGGUUCUACAGAUACUUUAUAGAACUUGUCUAGAGACACUCACUGGAGACAAUAUCCCAUUUAUUUUUCCUGUAAAAUCAUGAACAGCCCCACACUUCUAAUAAAUCUUUCUUUUUUAAUUUAUAGAAAAUCUUUCCCUGAAGGAAGCUGAUAGAUGGUCUUUAAUUUACAGUGGCUUCUUUUCUUGUUUCUCUGCCUGCCUUUCCUCUUUUGUCACAGGCUUGACAAAAAGCUUUUUUCCUCCUUCACUUUAAGAAGUAUCUGUAACCUGUGUUUUAGCUACAGGUAGGCAGUUUCUCUUGCUUUUCAGGCGCUGUGAAUGUUGGUAUUCAAAAUCUUUAAGUCCACAAAAAAUAUUGCCUUCUUGCCUCUGCUGAAGUCCAAAAUACCAUGUGGAGUAAGAAGUUUUGUAAAUCCUUUCUUCAGUGGUUUUAAUUUGGAAUGAAGAAAAUUUCUCACAUGAAAUUAAAUCAGUUCUCUUCCUCCCCAGUUUUAUUUUGUCCACAUGGGAAACAACAGUGGAUGAUGGUUAAGAGUGACAGUUCUUACAGGGGAUUAUCAAGCAGCAACACGCACACAUUUAUUUUAUGUCCUGGGCAAUGGUAAGUCUCCCCUUCCCUUGGUUGCCCUUUUAUUCCCAGUCUUACUAGCAGAGUAUUCACUGAAAACCCAUGAUUAAGAAAGUAAUCAUAACAGGGUUGAGAUGGACAUCAAUCAUUCACCACAACCAAUGCAAUUAUUAUUAAUUUUUUUUUUUCCUCCCUUCAUUUGCUAUGGCCUCUUUUUCUACAUUAUGGAACUAGUGAGUCACAUGACCAUAUUAAUUCUCCCAGCCCUUUAGUAUAUUGGGUAGAGUUGCUAGAGGUAUUUCAUUACAUAAGUAAUGGAAUAAAUGGGGAGAAAAAAAGCACAUGAGCACGUGUUUCUUUUUCCCCUCACAAAGUUUUGCAUAACCUGAAAAAAGCCCAUUGGGUUGCUACUUUUUUUUCCCCACCUUUGUAUAAUGAGUUAUUAUAUAUUAGGGUUGUUGUUUUUGUUUGGGCUUUUUUCUUUCUUUUGUAUAUUCCAGAGUAUUUGCAAAGAAGCACACAGAAACACUUAGGUGCCCCAAAGUGCUCUGAAUCUCUGGGAAAACCAGCUAUGGAUAGUGUGUGAGGCAGCAUGUUUAAGAUGUUUAUUAUCAUAGUCUUUGAAAGGAAUGACUUCUUUGAGUACUUAACCUUUGGUUUGGUUCGUCUGGCAGCUCUGAAGAAAGCACAGGGGCAUAGGCUUAGCAUGCCCUAACUUUGUAAAGAGAAGGACAGGUCGACGUUCAAUUGCCUUUUUUCUCCUCUUCUGGCUCGUGUAGGCCAGAGGUAGGGGAGGAAUUUCUUUACCCACUAGUUCUGUCCCUGCACUUUUACUCCAAAGAUAGCCAUUCUUUGAAGUACAAAAUGGUUGUAACAGUAUUAUUAAUAGAAACUAUACAGGGAAGAGUACCAUGAUUGCCAAUAAAUUGAUCUUUCAAUAAUUUUCCCUCAAUACUGGUGCCACUCUGUAGAGGUGGUUGGUAAAUUAGAGAUUAGCAGUUUGUAAAUACCUUUAGAUAGUGUGUUUUAACAUUACCAGCAGCAUAUCUUGACUAUGUACAAAAAUAACACAGUAUGUGUAGUGCUAUUCAAAUUAAGUUAUAAUGUAAAUAUAUCUACAAUGAAUGUCCAAUUAUCUUUAAGCUCUAUGUACAAGGAAGGACCUCAUCUCUUCUUGAGACUUUUUCUAGCUUAAUGGUAUGGAAAAUCUGUUAUCCAUUUAUAUAUAUGUAUGAAAAAAAAAAUUGCAUUCUUUUCUUCAAAAUAAAUACUAAGAAGAAGAAGGGAAUGCAUUACAUGAAUAUGACAUCAAAAAUCCUAUCAUAGGACUGAGAACUGUGGCUCUUACAAGUUGGGGACUGGUCAAAUUCCUGAUGCUGUACAUUUGAUCUCAUAAAGAAGAUAAGCACAAGUUUAUGGUUAGCAUUGUAAAGCUGACCCAUUUGAUUAUAUUUAAAUUAUAGAUAUAUAUUUAUAUAUUCUGUAUAGAUAUAUACAUAUUAUACACAAUAUUCAUACAGUGAAAGUAAAGUUUAAUAAAGUCAUAUUAACUGGGAAUUUUGAUGUAAUGUUAUGCUCCAUUUGGAGAAAGAACACCUGUCUUAUUUAGCAACAUUCAAACAUGUUAUGCAGAAUAAAGGAAGAAUGUGCUUCACCAAAACAACUCAUGAAGGAAUGAGGCGAUGUGGAUUUGAAAUUACACAAGUAAAUUACAUGCAAUAUAUGUGUAUGUACCUCUGCUAAGCUGUAUCCCUAGUUAAAGCAUUGCAUUAAACAGCAAAUUAUAACAAUAAUAAAAGUGUUUUUGUAUGUGGUA